UCCAAUGACCAAUUUUCUUUUAUGGUUAAAGAUACUUCCUUUCCCAUGUAAAUUUACAUUGUUCAUACUUCAUAUUGCUCUCAAUGUCCAUGAUUGCAAGUUCUUUAUCCAGUUGUACAUUAUUUUAUGACAAUGAAAGCUUAUCAAGUUAUAACCCAUAUAAAGCAGUCUAGACUACAGCUCCAUGACUAGAAUUGGCUUGUGUUUGUUAUGAUACAUGUAAAUUUUUGCUGCUUCAAUGGGUAUGACUCUUUCUAUCAAUUCUUGUUGUUCUCAUGUGAUAAACUUAACGGAUAAUUAUAUAAAAUGAUAAAUAUUGUAAAUUAUCUGCAUCCUUAUCCAUUUUUUCUCCCUUUCUUCCACAUAAAAAUAUUAUACAGUUCAAUAUUAUCUUAAAGUCAGCUACAAACAAUAUUAUACAGUUCAAAUAUUUAAUCCCAUCAAGAAUAAUUUUUUAUAAAUCAUGUCAAUAUUAGGAGCUUUUAACAUGCUACUAUAUUUUGAUAAUGGAUCUUAUAUAAAUCUCGUGGAUCUAUUAUUCCAGAUAUGAUCUUGUGGAUCUCACCCGUCAGGCAUUAGCAAAGUAUGCAAACAAAGUAUUCUUGAAGAUUAUAGAAGGGUACAAACUUAGUAAUUUAAAACAAGCGACCAUAUAUAGCCAGCACUUUCUUGACCUUGUGAAAGAUCUGGACAUGCUUUUGUCAUGCCAUGAUGGUUUUCUGCUUGGCCCCUUGUUGGAAAGUGCCAAGCGCCUUGCAAGAGACCCAGAACAGGAGCAACAGUUUGAAUGGAAUGCAAGGACUCAAGUAACCAUGUGGUUUGAUAACACUGAGACUGAAGCUAGUUUGCUUCGUGAUUAUGGAAACAAGUACUGGAGUGGUCUUCUACUAGACUACUAUGGGCCAAGAGCAUCUAUAUAUUUCAAGUACAUGAUAGACAGCUUGGUGAAGGGGGAGAGUUUCCCAUUAGAAGACUGGAGGAGGGACUGGAUAGGCCUUACCAACAAGUGGCAAAGCAGUAGAAAUUUGUUUCCAGUAAAAGCUUCUGGUGAUGCUCUAAAUAUAUCUCGAUGGCUAUAUGACAAGUAUUUAUGUAGUGAUAACUUGCAAUCACUUUAUAUGGGUUCAAACUAUGAUGAAGCUGCUAAUUUUGUGAGCUUCUAUGUUUGACACAAUCUCCUGAUGAUAAUUUCGUUCCCGAAGUUCAAAAGAAUCUUAUUGCCUUGGGCUUUUUAUCAAAACAAUUAUGUUAUGAGUUGUUUGUUCCAUAAUGGAUUCCUAAUUUAUUUGUCAAGAAGGCAUUGUCUAGGCAAUGAUAUGUCAAUUUGCCACAAAUUGAGUUUCUUAUUACUCUGUAACACCAGAGUCAACUUAGUACUUAAUAUGUUUGGUGUUCCCACUGUUUAUGGACUAUGGAUAUUUCAAAAUAUAUUAAUGGGAACUUUUA
Molecule: messenger RNA, 1446 nt
Organism: Musa acuminata subsp. malaccensis (wild Malaysian banana)
Lineage: Eukaryota; Viridiplantae; Streptophyta; Magnoliopsida; Zingiberales; Musaceae
Source: RefSeq, a predicted model, not a curated record